Messenger RNA from Oreochromis aureus, 5126 nucleotides. It is a transcript of the gene fcho2, whose product is annotated as FCH and mu domain containing endocytic adaptor 2. NCBI's taxonomy places the organism in Eukaryota, Metazoa, Chordata, Actinopteri, Cichliformes, Cichlidae. The record is from RefSeq and is a predicted model, not a curated record. Gene Ontology annotation, cellular component: clathrin-coated pit; cytoplasm; clathrin-coated vesicle. Gene Ontology annotation, biological process: clathrin coat assembly; clathrin-dependent endocytosis; synaptic vesicle endocytosis. The coding region runs from base 152 to 2674 and encodes 840 amino acids. The transcript has 27 exons.
GUCUGUAGGUGGGGAGGGAGAAGAAAGGGGAGAGGAGGAAAACGGGGAAAGGCAGAUACAAGAGAAACAGGGGGAGGACGGUGGAUGAUAUACGCUUCAAAAGUUGCAUUACAACAAAUUGAAGAGUUGUGGCGAAGAGGAAUAAAGCAAGAUGAUAACGCCGUACUUCCUAGAGAAUUUCUGGGGGGAAAAAAAUAAUGGCUUUGAUGUGCUCUACCAUAACAUGAAGCAUGGCCAAAUUUCCACCAAGGAGCUGACAGACUUCAUCAGAGAAAGGAGUACUAUUGAGGAGGCCUAUGCCAGGUCAAUGACCAAACUUGCCAAGUCAGCUGGCAACUUUUCUCAGCUUGGGACAUUUGCUCCGAUGUGGGAUGUGUUUAAGGGUUCAACAGAGAAGCUGGCCAGUUGUCACAUGGAACUAGUGAGGAAACUACAGGAACUUAUAAAAGAGGUUCAGAAAUAUGUGGAAGAGCAGUCCAAAGCACACAAAAAGACAAAAGAAGAGGUGGCGUCUACCCUUGAGGCCGUCCAGAACAUCCAGAGCAUCUUCCAGGCUUUGCAGAAGUCCAAGGAGAACUACAAUGCCAAAAUUGUGGAGCAGGAACGCCUCCGCAAAGAGGGGGCCACCCAGAGAGAUGUAGACAAGGCUGGAGUGAAAGCCAAAAAAGCCACAGAGACCUACAAAUCAUACGUGGAGAAAUAUGCCACAGCUAAGUCUGAGUUUGAACAGAAGAUGACAGAAACUGCACAGAAAUUCCAAGACAUCGAAGAAAACCACAUUCUCCACAUGAAGGAGAUCAUUCAGUCGUACUCGCUGUAUGUGGAUGAAACACACAUUCAGAUAGGAGAGGUCCACCAUGAAUUUGUGAGGAACAUCGAGAACACAUCAGUGGAGAGCUUAAUCCAGAAACUGGCUGAAAGCAAAGGAACGGGCAAAGAGAGACCAGGACCCAUUGAGUUUGAGGAGUGCAAUGUAGCUAUUGCUGCUGAAGGUGCCAAACCCAGAAGAAGAAAACUAUUAAUCCCAGGUCGGAGGAAAGACAAGGACACAGACUCUACGGAGUCGACAGAAGUCGAGGCUGCUAACACCGCCAAUGGUGCUCCUCCUGGAUACUUUGCAGACAUCCAGAAUGCUAAUGUUCCUCAAGUUGAUGAAGAGGGUUUCUGCAUCAGACCAGAAGUAAAUGAAAACGAUGCCAAAGAGAAUUCCUUCUACUCGUCCAGCGACUCUGAGGACGAAGAUGAACCCAGGAAGUUCCACGUGCAGAUCAAGCCCGUUCAGCCAAACAACGGCGUUCAUCGGAACCAAGCCAACAUCGAUGAGCUCAAGGCCUCCAUCGGAAACAUCAUCCUGUCACCUUCAACCUCGGGACAGAUGCGGAGGAACCAGUCCAGUGAUGAGCUAGGAAAACCCAGAGUGCCAACAUCAUUCGAGCUGACUAACAACGACCUUCUGUCUCUGGAUCCUUUAAGUCCAGCUCAGGCCGUCGGAUCUUCCUCUGCUGUGUCAUCAUCGGCAGUGUCAGUACCAAACCGACCUACAACCCCUCUGGCACCUGGAGCUUUGGUGCCUCCUCCACGACCUUCCUCCAGGCCCAAACUCCCAGCUGGAAAACUCACAGGAAUCAAUGAAAUUGUACGGCCAUUCAGUCCACCUAAAGCGUCUAGCCCUACUCCGACUGCACCCCUCGCCCGGGCAGAGAGCUCUUCCUCUUUGUCUUCCAACGCCUCACUCAGUGCUGGCAACACCCCCACUGUCGAGGAUGAUAUGUUCAUAGCGAAGCUGCCUACCUUUGAGAAGCGGUGUGAAACUCCAGCAGGGACGUCUCGCGGUCCCAGCCCUGUGACCCUGGGAUCCCAAGAUGCUUUGCCCAUUGCUGUGGCCUUCACAGAAUCAGUUAAUGCUUACUUCAAAGGAGCUGAUCCCACUAAGUGCAUUGUGAAGAUCACAGGAGACAUGACACUGUCGUUUCCAAUGGGCAUCAUCAAGGUGUUUACUUCCAAUCCCUCCCCAGCCGUCCUCACCUUCAAGCUGAAGAACACCAGCAGGCUGGAGCAGAUCCUACCCAACCAACAGCUAUUAUACAGUGAUCCCUCUCAAAGUGACUCAGAUUCCAAGGACUUCUGGUUUAACAUGCAAGCACUGACAUCCUACCUCAGAAAAGCCUCAGAACAGAGUCCUUCAGCUUCCUACUAUAAUGUAGACAUCCUGAAAUACCAGGUGAUGUCUGAUGGGAUCCAUUCCACCCCGCUAAACCUGGCCGUAUACUGGAAAUGUACACCAAGUACAACAGACCUGCGGAUAGACUACCGCUACAACCCAGAGUCCAUGGACUCACCCAGUCCACUCACCAACGUACAGAUCUUAGUGCCUGUUGAUGGAGGAGUCACCAACAUGCAGUCUCUGCCUAACUCCAUAUGGAAUUCGGAGCAGAGUAAGUGUCUGUGGAGGCUGACUGACAUCUCAGAAAAGUCUGAAAAUGAUGGUGCCGGGUCCCUGAGGGCCAAGUUUGAACUGUCAAAUGGCCCAUCGCACCCCUCCACUCUGGCAGUGCAGUUUAUGAAUGAGGGGAGCACCCUGUCAGGUGUGGACAUGGAGCUGCAGGGGGCCGGAUACAGACUUUCCCUCAGCAAGAAGAGAUUUGCCACAGGGCGUUAUAUGGCAGAUUGCUGAGGUGACCCAUCAUCGCGUUCGCCAAGAAACCCAAGAGCAAAACCUGCCGACUCACUCGCAAAGGCCCCCUGAACCUCUGGAUCAGUUGUCACACCAAGGAAGCGAGACUCUCACUACAAAACAAAACAGCACUGAGUAUUGAACACUGUUAAAAAGAAAAGAAAACUAAGAUGAGAUUUCAGGAAAUGUGUAGAUAAGUCUAAUAAUGCUUUCCGAUCAAAUCCUUUUUUGUAUAGUCAGAAACAGUUUAUGGCUCUAUGUUGUAUUUGAAAUCAUAAAAAACAGAAAAAAGUGCACUAACAAUCUUUCAGAUGCUCUUUUUGCUCUUAUAUACAAUUUCCAAGAACUUGUAAGGAAUAUAAAAGAAAACAAUUUCUCUCUUUCUCUGUCCAAACUGUAAAUAAUAAUGCUGAAUAUUCUGCUCGACCACCUUUGACUCGGCUCACAAAUCAGCUUCUUCACUUUCACUUUUUUUUUUUUUUAACUGGUGCAAUGAAGGUAAAAUCUGUCUUUAAACAGAACUCGCAGACUUGCAGCACAGGCUUAAUCUUUAUAAAAUAUCUUGCUUUCGGAAAAUGCAAAAAAAAGAAGCAAAACCAAUAAUGAUCUGACCUCAGUGCCUCCUCUUAUACUGUGGAACAACAGGCAAAAAAUUUCUGUUAGUGUUUGGGGUUUGAAGCUGCAUUUCUCUGUGGUUGAAUACCACAGAGUCCUUUUGAACAAUCACCCUUAUCGGUAUCAGUGUGGUCAUUUAAAAAAAUUGAACUUUUUACUUUGUAAACCCCCCUUUUAGUCAUGCCUUGUGUUUUUUAAGCCUUUUAAUUGACUGUAAAACAUUGUGUCAAAAGUCAUAUGUUUUAUAUAUCUAUCUAUAUAUAGAUAGAUAUAUAAAAAAAAUCAAGGGACAUUUCUCCAAAUUGAAGUUGGCGGCUUUUGUAAGAGCCGUCAGUGAUUUAUUUUUUAACAUACUUCUGUGUUAAUAUUGAAAUGUGCCUGAAUCUAACUUUUAUCUGUUCUGUUUUGUAUGCAACAGCACAGUCAUUGAGAAUAGCACCAACAAUGUGCCAUCUGUGUCUUUGUUUGUUUUUUUACUCUUUUAUUUGGAUAUCGAAGGGAAAACGUCUCCGUUUUGUAACGUGUCUUCCAGAAACGAAUGAUCAUCUGGACUGAGUUUAAUCAUUGUGCUCUUUUAUCAAUUUUUAGCCUUUGAAGCUCAUCUGAUGGACUCUCUUACUCUCGCCACGCAGCAGACGAUGUUGGUGAAAAGUAGCACCUUGAGGCCAAAUUAAUGAUUGAAAUGCCUUAUUGUGAUUACUUAAUACCAAGUAAUCCAGUGAUACUGUCACACAGCACUGCCGUUGCCUCUGUCUUACAUCGCUGGCCUGUCCUGCUUCUCACCCACAGUAAGCUGGGGGAAAAGUACAGCCUCUUGUAGCUGUGAACAACACGUGGAUGUGUGGGGAAAUGGCCACAACUGACUCUCGGUGCUUCAUUCUUGUCUUUUACUAAUGGAGGGAUAGUGCUGUAGAGGCUGUUUUACUUCUUAACUGAAUAUUUUGCCUUUUGUUCUUCUUGUUUUUCCCCCCUCCCCUAUCGACCUCAUCCUUGGCAUGGUCCUGAAUUUGGUUGAUGUGUUGGAAUGUGAUAUGUUUGGAGAGAUGAAUGAUAAGUUGCCUGAAAGCUGUGAUUGAAAAUUGCUGAAACCCCUAAUGAGAGGAGUUUGAUACACUGUGCAACACGUGGCCAGCUGACCUCUCGGAUACGACUGUGUCCUCAGUGCUAAGGAACUGGGCUCAUUGUAGAUUUUGACUGGUUUACAGGUGAUUUAGGCUCAUGAUGAUACUUGAUUCAAGUGUCUUGCUUGAAAACUUGUAGAAAUAGAAGGAUUCUUUUAUUUCAGUCAUCAUAUCUGGCCAGGGUGAUUCAUGUAAUCAUCUUUUUUUUAACUUUUGACUCUUAAUGCCUUUAAUAUUAACUUCCUAAAUAGAUUAGGAAAACAUUCAUUUAAGUAUUUGUAGAAAUAAAUUUUGUACCUGACUCUUUAAUAAGCCAAAUAUUUUGAAGGCAUUUAAAAUGAGUUUACACAAAGUCCUGAAAUUGUACUAUCACAUGUGUCACACUGUGUUCCCUCUGAAUUUGUUGUAUGAUUGGUUUUAAAAAAAAAAAACAAGAGCAGGGAGAUUCUGCAUUCAGUGUCAGCAAGCUGGUUCUUGCUGUCCCUACAACACUCAAAUUGUACCUACAAAGCUCCUUUUAUGGUCACUUUCCACUCUUUUUCUUUAUUUGUUGUAUUAGACAGAGUUUAAAAAGAGCAAGAUUGUGUAAAUGAUUCUCAUAUGUUUUUACCAAUAUUUCUGCCACUUUUUGUCUCUAUUUUAUGAUUUCUUAUUGUGCCUGUAUUAAAUGUAUAAUAUAUGAACAUAUACAAAUAUAUGAAAAUGACUACUUUAAA